This is a messenger RNA of Linum trigynum, 1919 nucleotides long. The record is from the annotation of a GenBank genome assembly. Lineage: Eukaryota; Viridiplantae; Streptophyta; Magnoliopsida; Malpighiales; Linaceae.
UAAUUAGCCGUUUCACAUACUUCCUGGUUGAAAGCUGUUCUUAGAUAUUUCUUUGUCAUCCAUCCAUGGCUGCUUCUCCACUCUCCGCUACCCCGAACCCCGUCCCGCAGCCUCUCGACCGGAAAAUUCAACCAAACCCUAUUUCUGAGCGCAUACUGGCAGUUCCCAUUCCCAAACACAGAGGCCCAGGACCCGAUACCUAUUCGAAGCUGUCCCCUUCUCACUCUGCUACUCACUCUGCUCAUGGCGCAGAACUCCAGAGAAUCCAGCAGAGAGCAUUGGCGGACUGGGAGAAAGCGCAGAAAAUAGAGAAGAAGGAGAGAAAAGAAGAAAAGGGCAUCAAAACAGGGUCACGAAAGGCCAUAUCCGUGAUUCUGCGACGGGAAGCCACUAAAGCCAUCAUCGAGAAGAAGAGGGGAAAAACUAAUUCCAAGAAAUUGCUCCCCAGAACCGUCCUGGAAGCACUCCAUGAACGAAUCACCGCCCUCCGCUGGGACUCGGCUCUUAAGGUUUUUGAGCUGCUCCGGGAGCAGCUAUGGUACAGGCCUUAUCCGGGUAUCUACGUGAAGCUGAUUGCGAUGUUGGGCAAGUGUAAACAGCCCGAGAAGGCUCGAGAGCUAUUUGAGGCGAUGAUUGAUGAGGGCUGUGCUUCAAAUCGAGAAUCCUACACAGCUCUCGUGUCGGCGUAUGGCAGGAGUGGGCUGUUUGAAAAGGCUUUUUCGCUGCUUGAGGAAAUGAAGGGGGCUGCGGAUUGCUACCCUGAUGUUCAGACUUACUCCAUCCUCAUCAAAUCAUGCCUCCAAGCUUUCGCCUUUGAGAAAGUGCAGGUUCUGCUCUCUGACAUGGCUGCUUCGGGGAUCAGACCCAAUGUUGUCACUUACAACACCCUUAUCGACUCCUAUGGCAAGGCCAAAAUGUUUAUGGAGAUGGAAGCAACGCUGGUUCAGAUGUUGAGUGAGCAGAACUGUGCGCCGGAUGUAUGGACCAUGAAUUCCGCAAUGAGGGCCUUUGGCGGAAGUGGACAGAUUGAGAUGAUGGAGAAGUGCUACGACAAGUUCCAGAGUUCAGGCAUUGAGCCUAACAUCAAGACCUUCAACAUCCUUCUCGAUUCGUAUGGCAAAGCUGGAGAGUACCAGAAGAUGAGCGCGGUGAUGGAGUACAUGCAGAAGUACCACUACUCAUGGACCAUUGUGACGUACAAUGUGGUGAUUGAUGCAUUUGGCCGCGCUGGGGACUUAAAGCAGAUGGAGUAUAUGUUCAGGCUAAUGCAGACCGAGAAGAUCAAGCCCAGCUGCGUCACACUCUGUUCUCUCGUCCGAGCUUAUGGCCAGGCUGGGAGGCCUGAGAAGAUUGGUGGCGUACUGAGGUUUAUCGAGAACUCGGACACUAUGCUUGACACAGUGUUCUUCAAUUGCUUGGUGGAUGUUUAUGGGAAGAUGGGGUGCUUUGCUGAGAUGAAGGAAGUGCUCGAGUUGAUGGAGGAGAAAGGUUGUAAGCCCGACGCGAUUACGUAUAGAACCAUGCUCAAGGCUUAUAAAGAUAAAGGAAUGAGCAGCCAUGUAAAGCAGGUGCUCGAGCUACUUAGAUCAGUUGAAGUUAGUCGAAUGCCCAGAAAGAAACCUGAUUUUUGAAAGCAGUAACUUUCAGCAAUGCACCGGUCAUUCACGUGGUUCUGAUGGCUCUUUCACUUUCAUCCUUGCCAUGUAUAGUUGCAUGUAUCUGAAGCUAUUUGUUAAAGAUAUCUCGCCUUAGAUUCCGCAUCAUAGGGAUAGAGUUGGAUAGUCAUAGAUAAGUUGAUGAAAGUGAAGAAAUUUGACUAAAUCAAAUAAGACUAAAUUUUAUUAAUCAUGUACUACAAUAUUAUAACCAAAACAUCUAAACUAAUACAACAAUCAAAUUAAUUAAAGUAAAGUUUAAUC